Molecule: messenger RNA, 1120 nt
Organism: Anoplophora glabripennis (Asian longhorned beetle)
Lineage: Eukaryota; Metazoa; Arthropoda; Insecta; Coleoptera; Cerambycidae
Product: alpha-tocopherol transfer protein-like
Exons: 6
Coding region: 229-1065 (278 amino acids)
Cellular component (GO): membrane
Molecular function (GO): phosphatidylinositol bisphosphate binding
Source: RefSeq, a predicted model, not a curated record
UAAACGCAAUCAGACACAACGCUGCGGAAUAGUAAACAAUUUAAAAAGUAGUUUUUUUCUCUUAAAUAAAACCGGCUAAAGUUGGAAUUUUCACUGUGCUACUGCUAAUAAGUUUAUAGUGAUUUUGUUUUACAAAUAUUUAAAAAUUUUAGGUGUACAGUAAUGGUUCUAGGAAUUUCAUGACCCUGGAAUUUGGCCGUCUCUACAAGGUGAUACAUUUACAAGAAAAUGAAACUGGAAUUCCAGUGGACACCAGAACAGAUAAUAUCCGAGGGGAGGACUACCAGAGAAAAUUUGGAAACAAUCAGGACAUGGCUGUCCAAUUUGAAUGAUAAAAACAUCCCUCUGAAUGUACAAGACGAAAUGAUAGUUCUGUUUUUAUUAUCUUGUUGCAACGACAUCCAGUUGACCAAAAACACUGUUCUCGCUUAUUACAAAUGUAAAAAGGAAGGUCCCGAAAUAUAUGAUGAUAGAAACUUGGAAAGAACCGAUAUAAAACUGGCUUUAAACACUAUACACAUGUCGAGCAUUCCAGUAAGGACAGAAGAAAAUUAUGUUGUUCAUUACUUUCGAGUUAACGAUGCGAACUAUAAUAACUUCGAUUUGGUUCCUAUAAUGAAAAUAUCCUACAUGUUGAUGGACAUUAGCCAGGCGAAAAAUCCUCCUAGUGGACUUAUUGUUGUCAUUGACAUGAAAGGCUUGGGUCUGAUGCACCUCACGAAAAUGAAACUAGGGGCCAUAAAAAAGUAUUUACAAUUUCUACAAGAGGGUUUUCCGAUGCAACUGAAAGUGAUUCACUUGCUAAACGCGGUAUAUUUCAUGGACAAAAUUAUGGCGCUGAUCAAAGUCUUCAUGAAGAGCGAACUUAUUGAUAUGUUAAAAAUUCAUGCGCCAGGUUUAGAACAAGAAAAGUUAUUUCAGAUGGUGCCCAAAAUGUGCCUACCGAAAGAAUGCGGCGGGGACUUACCUUCGGAAGUAGAGUUACAUGAAAGAACAUUAAGGCAGUUCAAAGAAAUGCAGUCGUUUUGGAAUAUGGAAGAGGCAAUUCGGAAACAGUGUAAAUAAAAGUUGUUGCAGUUUAGUAAAAUUAAAUUGUUAAGUAAAUGUUUUAAAAAGCAAA